Messenger RNA from Wyeomyia smithii (pitcher-plant mosquito), 1994 nucleotides. RefSeq names its product zinc finger and BTB domain-containing protein 17-like. NCBI's taxonomy places the organism in Eukaryota, Metazoa, Arthropoda, Insecta, Diptera, Culicidae. Gene Ontology annotation, cellular component: chromosome; nucleus. The coding region runs from base 218 to 1705 and encodes 495 amino acids. The transcript is spliced from 6 exons. Gene Ontology annotation, molecular function: chromatin insulator sequence binding; zinc ion binding. Gene Ontology annotation, biological process: regulation of transcription by RNA polymerase II. The record is from RefSeq and is a predicted model, not a curated record.
UUGGUUACUUGGUCAAUCAGUUUGUUACUGUUGUUUUGUGUUCGAACUUUUUCUUCUGAAUUAUUUCUAAAGAAAACAAAAAGUUCCGCAAUUUAUCACAAACUUUGUGCAGUGAUUAAUCUCGUGUUUCAAAACUAGUGUUAACAGUUGUGCAUGUCUAACAAGCGUAGAAAAAAAUUACUUUUAAUUUUCUCGCAAUCUGAGAUUGUGUCUCACGAUGGAAGUUUGCCGGACCUGCGGUGAACUGCCAGCCGAUCAACAUCAGCUUGGCCAGUCAUUGCAAAACUUUUCCGAUAUUUAUUUUAACUUAACAUCUAUUAAGAUUCUACCGGAAGAAAAUCCAGACAGGUUGAAAAUUUGUGAUGAUUGCCAUACAAAGUUACUGGAGUACAAUCGUUUCCGGACCAUUUGCUUACAAGUUCACUACAAACUAUCUGUAGUCAAAGAAGAAAAAGAAUCAGACCAGCUGAAUACAGAAACAUGCGAGCCAAUUAUAGAAACGCUGAAGGUAGAGAGCGUAGAACUAUCUGAAGCAGUGUCCCUCCCAGCGGACGACUUUGAAGAUGAUGUGAUAGAGACUGUCGAGGAGGAACAGGAUCCGCAAUUUAGUUCUCCAUCUGAGAACGAUGGGUCAAACUCCGAGCAUUCAGAUGCAGUCAAAUCGACUAAAAGGAAGAAAAAAAUUAAAACCAAGAAAAGCACGAAAAAUCCUGCUAGAAACAAAGAACCGUUGAUUGAGUGCAAACUUUGCGAUAAAAAAUUCCGAUCCGAAACUCGGUUUCAAGGUCAUAUGCGAACCCACCAGGGUUUGAAGCCUGCCUUGUGCACGUACUGUAACAAAGAUUUUCAGAAGUACAUUAGUUUAAAGUUUCACAUCCGACAGAAGCAUUCGGACGAACAGAUUAAGUUCCCGUGUGAUUUUCCGGGAUGUGAGCUGGUGUACUCGAGUAAGCAGUCAAUGACCAAACAUCGCAAGCGGCACGAUCCUAAUUUUGUCAUGCCGGAGCCCAAGCACAGCGUGUGUGAUCAAUGUGGAAAAACAUUUUCCACUACUGGUGCACUGAAGAAACACAGUUAUAUUCAUACCGGAGAUAUGCCAUUCGAGUGCAGUUUAUGCAAAAAGAGACUUCCUACGGCCCAUAAACUUAAAGAGCACACCAUGAGACAUGAGGGAAUCAAAAAUCACGUAUGCCCGUACUGCGGUCAGAAGAAGACAACUCGUCACGAGUUAAAAGUUCACAUGAAUUAUCACACCCGCGAAAAACAAUUCACUUGCCACGUGUGUGCGCAAGUUUUCUCAAAUAUCGGUAACAUGAGUCGGCACAUCAAAAUCGUCCACUGUGGAAUCAAAGCGUAUCCGUGCACUUACUGUGACCGGUCUUUCGGCAAAGCGGAGACUCUGAAGCACCACGUGAUGACUCACACCGGCGAGAAACCGCACGAAUGCAAGGUUUGCGGCAAGCGGUUUAUUCAGCAGGUGGCACUGCAAACCCAUAUGAAAACACAUAGGAAGCACGGCCAAAUUGUACCGUCGUCUGUCCCAGUAGCAGGCCAGUCAGAGGUUUCACCCGCAACUCAGCAGCAAUUGCAGCAACAAUUGCAGCAGCAGCAAGUUCCCAUGAUAGUAUCUCACGACCAGCAAAGCUCUCAACAUUCGUCAACGGACACCGGAUCACCGGUGUGUAUGGGUGGUUUCGUUCACUAGGGCAAGGCAACUAUUUCGAAAUCAACUGCUUUGUGUGUGUCGUUUUUUUUUUGUUUGUUUUUCAUUUAUUUAACCAGCCAUAUACUUUAAAUAAUGCCUUUAUUUGGAAGAAUUUGCUUUCGAGAUUGAUUGAGUUGAAUGCCUGGGUACGACUUGUUUUGUAAUAUUAAACACUGUAAAUAGGAUUGCCAAUCCGUGACUGUUGUCUUGAAUGCCACUGGAAGUCUGGAUUUUUUGUUCAAAGCAGUUCGUUUUCAAAGAAAAUUUGAAUAAAUAUGAUCAGAUUUUG